Molecule: messenger RNA, 1743 nt
Organism: Talaromyces atroroseus
Lineage: Eukaryota; Fungi; Ascomycota; Eurotiomycetes; Eurotiales; Trichocomaceae
Product: Heat shock protein sti1-like protein
Exons: 5
Coding region: 1-1743 (580 amino acids)
Molecular function (GO): Hsp90 protein binding
Source: RefSeq, a predicted model, not a curated record
AUGGCCGACGCACUAAAAUCAGAAGGCAACAAGGCCUUCUCUGCCAAAGACUACCCAACGGCUAUUGACAAAUUCACCCAGGCUAUUGCGAUCGAGCCCCAGAACCACGUGCUGUAUUCGAACCGCUCGGCUGUCUACGCUGCGCUCUCAGAGUACCAGAAGGCCCUGGAUGAUGCCAAUAAAGCGACUGAGAUCAAGCCCGACUGGGCGAAGGGAUGGAGCCGGAAGGGAGCCGCUGCCCGUGGCUUGGGAGAUCUCCUCUCGGCUCACGAUGCAUACGAGGAGGCGGUAAAGUUGGAGCCCAGCAACAGCCAGUUCAAGGCUAGCUUCAACUCGGUGAAGCGGGCAAUUGAUGCUGAAGCCCAAGCCGACGGUGUUCAAGGAGAUACGUCCGGACUGGGAGGCAUAUUUAAUGACCCACAACUCAUUCAGAAAUUGGCCAGCAACCCCAAGACCUCUGCCUUGCUCGCCGACCACGAAUUCAUGGCAAAACUACAGCGUCUGAGGGAGAACCCAAACAGCAUUGGAUCGGAGUUGGGUGAUCCCAGGUUUCUGCAAGUUAUGAGCGUCCUCCUCGGUAUUGAUAUGCAAUUUGGCGCUCCACCGGGCGGCGCUGGCGGCCCCUCUGGAACCACUGAGGCGGAAGAAGACGUUCCCAUGCCAGAUGUUCGCCCUAAGCCUGCGGCACCCAAGAAAGAGCCCGAGCCUGAGCCCGAGCCUGUACCAGAGGAUGAUGAAAGUAUCGCUAAGAAGAAGGCACAAGAAGCUGGUGAUGCCGAGAAGAAGAUAGGAAAUGAUUACUACAAGAAAAAGCAAUUUGCCGAGGCAAUUGAACACUACCAGAAGGCAUGGGAACUCAACAAGGACGUGACUUAUUUGAACAAUACCGGUGCUGCGAAAUUCGAGAGUGGCGACUACAAGGGAGCUAUCGAGAUCUGCGAAGAGGCAGUCAAGGAGGGCCGUGAGCUACGGGCUGAUUUUAAGACAAUCGCAAAGUCUUUUGCUCGUAUCGGAAGCGCAUACGAAAAGCUAGGCGACCUCACUCAGGCAAUUGAGUAUUACAACCGAUCUCUUACCGAGCACCGCACUGCCGAUGUCCUUACAAAACUCCGCGCUGCUGAGAAGACCAAGGCCCAGGCCGAGAAAGACGCCUAUAUCAGCCCCGAGGAAGCCGAGAAGGCUCGUGAACUCGGCCAGAAGAAAUUCCAAGAGGCAGACUGGCCAGGUGCCGUGGAUGCAUUUACCGAGAUGACCAAGCGGGCUCCUGAAGACCCUCGUGGUUUCUCGAACCGUGCAGCUGCUUUGGUCAAGCUCAUGGCAUUCCCUCAGGCUGUUCAGGACUGCGACGAAGCUAUCAAGCGCGACCCUAGUUUCAUCCGUGCUUAUAUCCGCAAGGCCCAGGCGCUUCUCGCCAUGAAGGAGUACAACAAGGCUCUUGAUUCUUUGACGGAAGCUUCAGAGCAUGAUAGCACGGGCAAGAACGCAAGGGAGAUUGAGCAGCAACAAAACAAGAUCCUGGAGACUCAAUUCAGUGCGCGUGCCGGCGAGACAGAGGAGCAGACAGCCGAGCGUAUUCAGAAAGACCCAGAGAUUAUGUCCAUCCUCCAAGACCCCGUCAUGCAAAGCAUCCUCCAGCAAGCCAAGAGCGACCCCGCGGCUCUGCAGGAGCAUAUGAAGAAUGCUCAAGUGCGCACCCAGAUCCAGAAACUGGUUGCAGCUGGCGUGAUUCGUAUGGGCCGGUAG